Molecule: messenger RNA, 326 nt
Organism: Owenia fusiformis
Lineage: Eukaryota; Metazoa; Annelida; Polychaeta; Sabellida; Oweniidae
Source: the annotation of a GenBank genome assembly
AGCUCCAAGCGAUGCUCCAUCUAACGUACGUUUAAUCCAAGGAUCGCAUGGCAGAUCAUUAACAGUUACAUUUAAAAAACCAAGUAGACCAAAUGGCCGGAUAACUAUAUAUGAAAGUAGUAUACACAACUUGGACUCUAAUUCAAUUAAAACUCAAAAUAAUACUGCAUCUUCUAAAGAUGCAAUGUUUUCAAAUAGUGAUGAGACCACUAUUACCAUAACUGGCUUGAAACCAUUUACAAACUAUAGUAUUAAGAUAAGAGCAUACACAAGCGUAGGGAGUGGUCCGUGGAGUGAAUAUGUUAAACAGCGCACACAUGAAGCAG